Panonychus citri (citrus red mite) is the source of this 1278-nucleotide messenger RNA. RefSeq lists its product as uncharacterized. The record is from RefSeq and is a predicted model, not a curated record. The coding region runs from base 1 to 1278 and encodes 425 amino acids. The transcript is spliced from 2 exons. Lineage: Eukaryota; Metazoa; Arthropoda; Arachnida; Trombidiformes; Tetranychidae. Gene Ontology annotation, molecular function: zinc ion binding.
AUGUAUGUUUGUCGAACAUUUUUCACUUCAUUGAAAAAAGUUUGCAACAUAAAAACUCCAAAUGUCUUCAUGUCAGACGAUUUCCCUGGUUAUUAUGCUGCUUGGUGCGCGGUAUUUGGGACACCAGCGAACCAUCUGUUGUGUACCUGGCACGUACUUAAAAAUUGGAACAAACAUAUUCUAUCCAUUCCUGAUCCUGAAGCUAGAAAGAAGAUAAAACAUGACCUUCUCUCCAUUCAUCGUGAGCUUGACCAGGUUGAAUUUAGCCGCUUGUAUGAUUUCUUUUGCAAGAAAUAUAAAAUAGUCAAAUCAACAGUAGAUUUUGUUUCGUAUUUAGAGGUAAACUAUGGUAGUAGAAAGCAACAAUGGGCUUUGUGUUAUCGUAAAAAAUUAGGUAUAAACACUAAUAUGCACCUCGAGAACUUUCACAGGAACCUCAAACAUAUUUAUAUGGAUGGUAAAAAAGUUAAAAGAAUGGAUGAAUCGAUAUCCGCACUAAUGAAAUUAACUUAUGGAAUGCAAUACGAUAAACUAAUAAGACAGACAAAAGGAUUUGUCCCUACCAAGUUGUCUGAAUUGCGAAACAGGCACCAGCGAGCAUUAAACUGUACGUUUGACUUUUCGCACGACCAAAAUGAUUCAACUAAAUGGAUAAUAAUCUCAAAUAGUGAGCUGCUCAAUAUGUACACCGUCACCAUUAAGAAGAAAAGUGAUUGCUCAUGUUUGAUACACUGUCAAGCUUGUGAUCUCUGUAUAAGUGAGGUUUCAUGCGAAUGCUUCGACUUUAUGAUUAAAGGGAAUAUGUGUAAGCACAUUCACUUCAUUGGUAUGAAACGGAAUGAGACCGAUGCUAUGAAUGAAUCCAAUCAAAUAUCGCUUGAGGAUGAUCUUGAAUUGGAAAUGCCAAGUCAAGACAUCGAGAAAGCAGAGGCCCAUGUUCAUCUUCUACCAACUAGCACAAAUGAUGUUAAGCGUACUCUGGAAGAGCGAAAGCAAAAAAUGAUCGCUGAGAUUUGUUCGCUUGUAAAUUCUUGUGUUUCAAUCGCUGAACUUGAUUCAUUACAAAAGUUUAUUGUUCCAAUGCAGCCUACCCUCUCAGCCAUACGAUCAACUGCUGGUAAAACUAUCUCCCCUUCUGCUGGAUCACAAGGUAGCGGUAGAAAUAUCGACCAACAGAAAAGAUUCAGGAACAAGAAGAGAAAAAUUGUAACAAAGACAAAAGACUUAGUUCACGAUUCUUUAGCGAGAGAGCUUUUUUCGAGUCAAUUUAAUGACUAA